Messenger RNA from Thamnophis elegans (Western terrestrial garter snake), 5307 nucleotides. RefSeq names its product zinc finger CCHC domain-containing protein 14-like. Gene Ontology annotation, molecular function: phosphatidylinositol binding; nucleic acid binding; protein binding. The transcript is spliced from 13 exons. NCBI's taxonomy places the organism in Eukaryota, Metazoa, Chordata, Lepidosauria, Squamata, Natricidae. The record is from RefSeq and is a predicted model, not a curated record. Bases 93 to 3341 code for a protein of 1082 amino acids.
CCCCGCGCCUCUUUCCCCGGCCGGCCGGGCUCCGUCGGAGGCUCGUCGGGCGGUCGUCGGGUCGUCGAGGGCCGCGGGUGCGCCGGGCCAGCAUGGUGGAGAAGCGCUGCCCGCGGCUGCAGCGCGAGAGCGUCUACCGCUGGUUCUCGGAGCUGCCGUCCCCGCAGCGGGUGGAGUUCCUGUGCGGCCUGCUGGACCUGUGCAUCCCGCUGGAGCUGCGCUUCCUGGGCGCCUGCCUGGAGGACCUGGCCCGCAAGGACUACCACUCGCUGCGCGACUCGGAGAUCAAGGCCAACAACGCGGCCGACCUGGGCGGCCUGACCAACCUGACGGACGAGGUGGUGCGCAGCAAGCUGCUGGUCUCGCUGGCGCUGCUGGGCUCGUCGCACCGCGAGGCGGCCGGCGUGCUCUUCCGCACCCUCACGCACCUCGACUCGGUCAUCCACAACUACGGGCUGCAGCUCAACGAGGGCCGCACCGGCGAUGAGUUCCUGCUGCUCUUCACCAUGGCCUCCAACCACCCGGCCUUCAGCUUCCACCAGAAGCAGGUGCUCAGGCAGGAGCUCACCAAGAUCCAGAGCCUCCUGGCCUGCACCGCCAAGGGGCCCCCCGCCGCUGCCGCUGCCUCCGCCGCCACCACCACAGCGGGAGCGGCCGCCACCACCUGUCCCGGGUGCCACAAGGUCACUCCGAGAUCUGAGACCCCCAUAAACCACGUGGUGGGUAACAGUUUAGAGAACGCACUCCACACAUCAGCACAUUCCAUUGAGGAGUCAUUGCCUAAGAGGCCUUCAGGGAAGCACUCCAAAGUAAGCGUCGAAAAGGUGGAAUUAAAGGGAUUGUCACACAAGAAGAAUGAUAGGAUUGUUGAAUAUUCUUUUGAGGUCUUAUGGUCUGAUUCUUCAGUGACAGUGGUAAAAAAGUCUUCUGCCGAAGUGACUGAUUUCAUUUCAAAGUUAGGUCAGUUGUGUCCAGAAGAAAAUUUGGAGAAAUUCAUUCCUUUUCUAGCUGGUCCAGAAUCAUUUUACUUAGAAAGAAGCCAUAUGGACUUGGAAUCAGACCUUAGGUAUUUGGCAUCCUUACCGUCCCACAUCUGGAAAAAUGACCACGUCAAGAAAUUUUUCAGCACUUCAUGUCACUCCCCACAAUAUCUGAGUUCAAGUCCUGGCAAUUCUUCCCUUUACAAAGUGGGUACGACGCUGGGUGCUUCUGGAAGGCCCAUCUGUGGGGUUGCAGGUGUCCAGGCCGCCCAGAACACUCUUCAGCAUCACCUGCCUCAUCCGUCCGCGGCAGCCGUUGCCCUCUCCCACUGCUCUCAUUCAGGUGGGGCCGGGCCUACGUUAGCAUGUAGCCGCAGCCAGAGAGAAAACCCUCCCCCUGUUUUAAUGUCUCCAAGCCCACAAAACCCCCAGGCCCAGGAGCAAAACGGAAUUUUAGAUUGGCUGCGGAAACUGCGGUUGCACAAAUACUAUCCGGUUUUUAAACAGUUGACGAUGGAGAAGUUCUUGAGCCUCACCGAAGAAGAUCUUAAUAAGUUUGAAACACUCACCAUGGGAGCGAAGAAGAAACUCAAGACGCAGCUGGAAUUGGAAAAAGAAAAGUCAGAGAAGCGGACCAUGAACCCAGCCCCCUCCCCACCGGUCAGCUCUGGGGUGGCCAGAGUUCCUCCCACCACUCACAUCAACCCCAUACAGAGCAUUCGUGGGAACCAUGCCACAGAACUGCACGUGGACGUGGAUCAGGCCGUCUCCACCACGCCCCCCCGGGAAGGCAGUUCCUCGGAGUCCUCCAGCUCGUCCUCCAGCCCCAUGGGCAUGCAGCCCCGGGAAGAAAGCUCGGACAGCGCCGAGGAGAACGAGAGGCGUGUGGAGAUCCACCCGGAGCCCUCGGAGAAGGAGAAGCCGGUCAUGAUCCUGAAUCACUUCGGCUCCAGCUCGGCCCGGCCCACCGCUCAGGUUUUGCCCGUACAGAACGAGUCGGGCUCUAGUCCGGCGGCUCACCACUCCUUGCCAGGGCAGAUGACGGCCACUCCGAUCCGAAUAUUAAACUCUAUGCACAAACCCGAGCGCGGAAAUGCGGACCUGAAGCUCCUUUCUUCGCCUAUGCACUCGCUUUUACCUUUGGAGGAGAGGACGAAGUUCCCCGGCGGGCCCGCUCAGAACAGCGUCAAGAUGGAGAAGAGCUUUGGAAACACCCUGGCGGAUCGGAUCCCGGUGCCUCCACAUCAGCCCCUGCAGGUGCUCUCGGCGGUCCCUGAAAACGGCCCCUCCACGCCUUCCAUCCAUUUCGGCCUCCGAUCCAAAUUGGUCCACGCGCCCGCCCUGGACCGAAUGGCGAAACCACCCCAGCCCCCGGGUAUCCUGGUGGAAACCAGCACCACGGCCACCGUCACCUCAAGCACGGUCUUCCACAUGGCACGCCCCCCCAUCAAGCUGCUGGUCUCCUCAUCCGUGCCCACCGAUGCCACCCUGGCGGGGCAGCCGUCCUGCUCCAACAGUAUGCAAUUCAGCGUCUCCCCAGCAAUAAUCAGCCCCCGGACAGCUCUGUACACCGCCAACACCAAAGUGGCCUUUUCCGCCAUGAGCGGCAUGCCGGUGGCCCCCAUGCCCAGUAGCACCUUCUGCGCAAACAGCAACCCCGCCGCGUCUUCCAGCAGCCACCUCGCCACCUCCUUCGCCAACAUGGGCAGCCUGCCCAGCUGCCCCCCUCCCAGCUCCAGCCCCACGCUCUCCUCGGCCGCGGAGAACAGCUUCUACGGUGGGGGCGGCUCUGCGGGGAACAUGCCCGUCCCCAACCAGAACAAUCACCACCACCACCACCACCAGCAUCAGCAGCCGCCUGGCUGCAUGGUCUGCAGUUCCUGCGGCUGCAGCGGGAACUGCGGCUCCAGCGGCAUGACUGUGAGCUACACGAACUACUUCCAGCAUCCCUUUUCAGGGCCGUCCAUGUUUACGUUCCCCUUCCUGCCCUUCAACCCUCUGUGCAGCAACGGCUACGUCAACCCCCAGCAGUACAGCAGCAGCUCGGCCUUCCCCAUGGUCCACUCUCCGUACAGCGGCGGCCCCACGCCGGACUCCCUCAUGAGCGGACAGUCGGCCUUUGCGGUGCCCCCCAUGCAGAGCUUCAUGGCCGGCACCGCAGGGGUGUACCAGGCCCAGGGGAUGGUGAACAACAGCGGCGGCUCGGGACACAAGAAGCCCGGGAACCUCUCCUGCUACAACUGUGGAGCCAGCGGCCACCGAGCUCAAGACUGCAAGCAGCCACCGAUGGAUUUCAAUCGACAAGGUACAUUUCGGUUAAAAUACGCUCCCCCGGCUGAGAGUUUAGAGUCCACGGACUGAGAUUAACUUCAGAUGCAAUAUUUUGUGAUGGCAAAAUGGCCAUGAAAUAAUUAGGGAACUUCAGAUUGGGAGUCUAUCUGUUGAGCUUAUUAAUGUUAUUUUUUUAAUCCAAAGGUGCUCUACUUCAACCCUAGGAAGGAACUGAAACUUUAGGAGAGGGGGGCGGGGGGGUGGGGGUUUCCAAGCCCCCCCCUUUUUUUUCCUGAAUUGCCAAAACAGAUUUUAACGUUGGAUCUCCCCGAAGAUAGGCGGGACUGGCCAAACUCUCUUUUCUUGUUGUAUAGAAACUGCUGCACUUUUGCCGAAGAAUGUUGCCAUAAUUUCACCUUCCAUGCUGGAAAAUUAAACUCCUGGGCAGCUACGUUAUAACCUGGAGUUGGAGUGAGAGCUAAAAGGCCGGUGGUGCAACCGUUGCCAUUUCGCCCGCUGGACGCUCCGGAAGCUAGUUAAAACGUAUUAUCUCCUCUUUAAAUUUUCUUCCUCUCAAAAUAAAUCAGGCACUACACUCUGGGAUUUUUAAAGGGUUGCACUACGGAAGAAUGUAUAAUUCUGUUCUGACUAUCUGCACUUCUAGCGAACUGAGGUCAGGGGAAGAGAGAUUGGAAGCAGGCUACGUGGUCGUCUCAUAAAGGAAAACAAAACAAACGUAACCCUCUUUUUCUCCCCAAAGAACAGAGGUGAACGCUUCAUUCUGGAAACAGUUUUUAUGUACCACGUUGGUCAGGAAUUCCUCUUAAUGUAGGACUAACCAGCAGUGGAUUAAACUUAAGUCUCACAAGAGUCUAGUGCCAGAGACUCAGUGGUUUCUUUUUUUAAAAAAUUCUCUUCUACGAUUUAAGGAAGUGUUAACAAUUCAGCGGUUUCUGCCGUAGGAAAUAGUGUUCUGCAUCUGUAAUAAAUUUUAAAAUUCAGACUCUUCCAGGAAUUUGUUGGGUUUAGAAGGCGUCAAAAUACGAAGUACAGUAGCCUACCGUUCCGUUAUUUAGGAAAGUUUUAUAGUUUGCCUCUUUUCCAUUUGAUGUGGGCUAUAAAAAAAUUUUUUUUUUAGCUUUGGUAGCUAAGUAGCAACCAGUAAUGCUUAUCCAAAGGGGGCUGAAACAAUGUGGAUUUUUACCUCUCUAAGGGAGGCAAUGUUUUUUUUAUUUCAAAGAAUCCAUUCUCCCUGCUGCACUCCUUUGCUUCAUGAUCUGGGCUGCCUCAAUUCUUAGUCACGCAGGACAGGACUGGCUGGGUCUCCACAUUUUUUAAUGUGCUGCUUUAUAGUAGAAGAGAGCCCCCCCCCCCCUUCGGAACAGCAGGAGUGGCCGGGUCAAAAGUCUCUCUCUGCUUUCAGUAAAGCAGUGGCGAGUUCCCCUCCUGUGCUGGUUUAUUGCCUUGGACACUGGUCAAUUCCAACCGGCCUGCGUCUGACGUCCGUUAUUUCUAUGCAAUGGAGUAUUUCAGUUUCCAUCUCCUCACUUUUGGCUUCACCAAAACAGGGUUAAGUUAGAUGGGGGCGAGAUAGACUUAAGCUAGUUGAACGUUAUUCGCUCCGAACUCUGGGGUAGUAACGCGGCUGCGGUUAAAAUCAGUGUGCCGAGAUCGUAACGUGUACAAUUCAUUUUGUAGUUGCCCUGAAUGACGGAGGCUGCUGCUAUACAUGGUCACCUGUUAGGGAAAUAAGACUGUAUUCAAAGAUGAUGGGAAGUCAGCAACUUACGUGGCCUUAAUCUUGCCAUGAGUGGAAGCGACCUGCCUUGGUUAUUACAUCUUUCAUGUUUACUUUUAAAGCUGAAAAUAUCUUUAAUAGUCUGAAAUAUACGCUAAGAGCCAAAUGUCCAUUAAAAAGGAAUCCCUAUCAUCCCACAAGCUUAGCAGGCUAAAAACCUUACUGGUUUUCUUAAUUGGGAAGCCUCUAGGACAGUGGCUCCCAAACUUGGCAACUUUUAAGACUUGUGGAUUUCAAUUCCCAGAAUUCUCCAGCCAG